Molecule: messenger RNA, 956 nt
Organism: Tigriopus californicus
Lineage: Eukaryota; Metazoa; Arthropoda; Copepoda; Harpacticoida; Harpacticidae
Exons: 4
Coding region: 321-860 (179 amino acids)
Source: RefSeq, a predicted model, not a curated record
UGAAUCGGAACGAACGCUCCGGCCCCAGAAGCUUUUCGCACCAACGACAAAAGUCCAAAAGCAACAGCUGAACAUUGGCUCUAGUUGGUCGAACAUAUCAGGAUGUGGCGACUAGUGAACUUUCCCGUUGUUUGCCAACAGCAACAACAAUCACAACAUCAAUAUUAGCAACAAUUUUAAGUUGCUUGUUUCAUGUUUUUGAACCUGUAUCAACUCAAAUGUGAUCACUGAUCAGUGCCCUGGUGAUUUGAGGUCUUACCCUGGUUGGACUCUUUUGAUGAUUUGUUUUGAUUCGUGAAUUACUCUAAAAUAAUUGUGCAAUGCAUAGCAGUGGUACAGCCGUGUAUCAAGGCCAAGGAGGAGGGGGAGGGGGGUCAGCAGCCUCAUCUAGAAGGCCCACGACUGGACCGUAUUUGGGACAUCACACAUCCAAGUCCAAAAGUGAUCCUAGGAGGAAGCACAUGGCAUAUUCCAAGUCAAUGCUUGGUGCAGACCCCAUGGAGAGCCAGUAUGAGCAAGAUCUUGAGUUCGUAAAUACUCAAAGGCAGCUCAAUUAUCGGAGACGAAAAGAAGAAAUGAAGAAGAAGCUCCACCGGUUGAAGAAGCUACAGAAGUUGCGAGAGGAAGCCGAGGAAACUGGAGAGAUCCAUGACAAGACUCGAUUCACUUCGUUCUUGCCGUUUGCUCCGGUUUCCCAAACAGGGCAGAGUGAGAAUGCCGAUCGGAUCAGCACGGCUUCUGUGAUGGAAGAAAGGAUCCAAGAAGUCCUUAGAGAACUGGCUCAGGUUGAACAUGAAUGUCAGAUGGAUUAUCAGCAAUACCUAAGUACACAAAUCUCCUCAUCCAUCAAAAGCCACUAACAGCCCGGGGGAUUGAUAUGUAUGAACAUGAAAGGUCUGGAUUUAUUUUAGGGAAAUAUAUUUCUGAAUAAAAUCAGAAUUGAAAAGAGACUGAUA